UAUACCACCGUCGACUGAGUCGCCGUCGACUAUACCACCAUCGACUGAGUCGCCGUCGACUAUGCCACCGUCGACUGAGUCGCCGUCGACUAUAUCACCGUCGACUGAGUCCCUGUCGACAAUACCACCGUCAACUGAGUCGCCGUCGACUAUACCACCGUCGACUGAGUCGCCGUCAACUAUACCACCAUCGACUGAGUCGCCGUCAACUAUAUUACCGUCGACUGAGUCGCCGUCGACUAUUCCACCGUCGACUAUACCACCGUCGACUGAGUCGCCGUCGACUAUACCACCAUCGACUGAGUCGCCGUCGACUAUGGAACAGCCGUCGACCAUGGCACCGCCCACUGAGCCACCGUCGACUAUGGCCCCUCCUACUUUAGCACCAGAAGAUGCUGCCUGUCUGCAAGCUCACAACGCCAAGCGAGCUCUUCAUGGGUCACAACCGCUGGCCUGGAGUGAUGUACUGGCUCAGCAUGCUCAAGCAUGGGCUGACCACCUGGCAGCGACAGAGACCUUUGUGCACGAACAGGGCAUUGAUGAAGGAGAAAAUCUGUAUUUUGUUAGGGCUUCAACUACCCGCAGUUGCUCCGACGCAGUAGAAUCCUGGUAUAGUGAAGAGCUUCUGUACGAUUAUGACAGACCGCCACAAACAAUCCAAGAGUUUCUUGAAUCUGACAUCGGCCACUUCACUCAGAUUGUUUGGAAUGGGACUACAAUGGUAGGAGCAGGUAUCGCCACCGUAGUUGGAGGACGUCCCCCAAUCCAGACCUACAUAGUGGCUCGGUAUGCGCCACCUGGAAACGUCCUUGGCCGUUUUACAGAGAACGUCAUGCGACCAGUAGUCCCGAUCUAAGUCUAUAGUGCCACCUGACAUCUGCGGGAAGGCGGCCAAUGGUUCCGCUAGAUAGUCAGUUGGCUAUCAUAUAUAGCGAUUAAACAAUGGCAGCAGAUUACAUCGUUUGGUUUUGCACCAUACGUGUUGUGAACGAUGGGGAAUGGAGCAUUACGAUUUGUUACACAGUUGUCUCUUGUCGGCAAAGUCUAAAACAUUCUAAACUUCAGUAGCAUCAAAUAGGGAAAUAAGAUAUUUUUUUUUCUAGAUAAGGUAGAAGAAUAUACCGCAUACUUCUCUUGCAAUUAUAAGCUUGAUUUGAACGUUGCUAGAAAUUAAUGUGUGUAAAUAUUUUCUUUCUAAGCGAAAACGAAAACAAAUAAAUCACCAACAUGUGUCAUGUAUUCA
Molecule: messenger RNA, 1243 nt
Organism: Orbicella faveolata
Lineage: Eukaryota; Metazoa; Cnidaria; Anthozoa; Scleractinia; Merulinidae
Cellular component (GO): extracellular region
Source: RefSeq, a predicted model, not a curated record